GAGGCUCCAUUUCUCGAAAGUGUCGCACGCUAGUUUAGCGAGCAUACGAUAAUUUACUAGAAUGUGGAACGGUUAGUCGCUUGCGCAUCUUAAAAAAUAUUAGUACCAGUGAAUGCGUAGCAGUGUUUGUGUGUACAUACUACAUAUAUUUUGUGUUAUAUGUUUUGCUAUUGUUCAAAAUGAAGUGUGUUAAAAUUUUGUUUACGUUAUGUCUCAUAUUCACCAGCAGUUCAGGGAAGUCGGAGCAAAAGAGAUCCCUAGUUUUCCCACCUACCAGUCUUUACGGGACUUUCCUGGCCAUAGCCGUGCCUAUAGACAUACCUAACAAGAACGUGUUCGUGUCAUAUAACUUCGAGUCCAACUACAGUACGCUGAACAACAUUACUGAAAUUGAUGAAGUCUUAUUUCCUAAUCUACCGGUGGUUACAUCUAGACAGAGUCGCAGUAUAUCAAGAGAGCUGACUUACACUGUAUUAGAGAACCGAUUUCAAGAAUACGGCAUGAAAGGCAAGGAGUGCAUGCUGCGUAACAUUUGCGAGGCGGCCGAGACUCCGCUACACCACAACGGCAUUCUAGGACACAUCCUGCACAUUAUAUUCACACCGUCAUCAUCACGAGAGGAAGGUCUGGAUGACGAGUACUACGAGGCCGAAGCAGCUGGUCACCGCGGCGACUGUGACCAGUACCUGCAGGACUGUCCCACCAGCCUCUUCGAUUACAUCACCAGACUUGUUCAACUGCCACACUCGCAUUAAACGAUUUUAGGAGA
Messenger RNA from Helicoverpa armigera (cotton bollworm), 769 nucleotides. RefSeq lists its product as uncharacterized. NCBI's taxonomy places the organism in Eukaryota, Metazoa, Arthropoda, Insecta, Lepidoptera, Noctuidae. The transcript is spliced from 6 exons. The record is from RefSeq and is a predicted model, not a curated record. The coding region runs from base 180 to 755 and encodes 191 amino acids.